Molecule: messenger RNA, 6290 nt
Organism: Nomia melanderi (Alkali bee)
Lineage: Eukaryota; Metazoa; Arthropoda; Insecta; Hymenoptera; Halictidae
Gene: Alk
Product: Anaplastic lymphoma kinase
Biological process (GO): multicellular organism development; cell surface receptor protein tyrosine kinase signaling pathway; regulation of neuron differentiation
Cellular component (GO): signaling receptor complex; plasma membrane
Molecular function (GO): ATP binding; protein binding; transmembrane receptor protein tyrosine kinase activity
Source: RefSeq, a predicted model, not a curated record
AAAAAGAGACGUGGAUAGAGAGCGCGAGGGCUGUAGGGAAUUAGAGAAGGGUGGACGGAUAACAGGACAGAGGAAAAAGGAAACAGAGAGUUCCUCGAUUGCCGUUAACGACAACCAAGAGAUUAUCCAGUUGAGAGUGCGAGAUCCUAUAACGCGAUGCAGCUAGUUACUACAUAGGUUUCGUCGUUUGCGAGCGUCGCCGUCGCGCCGCUCCCUUUCCACGUCGCCUAAACACUCGAGACAUCGAAUAUCCAAUAAUUUUCGUAUGUUUUGUCGCAAAACUCGUAGUUGACACGUUGAUUGCCACGUUGAUGUCACUCAUAACCGGAGUUUCCGAAUUGAGAACGAUUGCGACAAGAAGAUCGUUGCGGACUAAAGGGGUUUAGUAACGUAAAAGAAACCCGGAAAAUCGGUCGAUAAAAAACAAUCGAACGAAGAACACAUCGAAACCGUGGUCAUUGUCACAUGGAGACAAUGCACGGCUGACAAGAGGCGGGCGACGAGCGAAGAUAGAGGAGUGCUGCUGACGCGAGACGAAACGGAUGAACACGGUGAAACUAUGCUGGAUAUAUCGAGCGGCUAUACGAGGAAACCACGGAGUAAUGAUCAGAGCUACGCGGUCGUCUGGGGUGUUGACCGCGAAUUCGAGACAGGCGAUUCGCACUGGGCCCGAUUGCCGAUGUAGAUUCCGCUUCACGGGCGACUUCGUGCUGAGGAUCCUCCUCGGCCUCUGCUACAUCACCGGCACCUGUUGCGACUGGAAGGAGAGGAUGCCGCGCGGUACCAAGGAACUGAGGCUAGCCCUACGACGGCAGAACGAGCUCGGUUACUGCGAUUUCGAUGUAGCCUGCAACUGGCCCUGGAACACUACUAGACUUGAUCAAGAUCACAGCUUCGACUUCAAAGUGGCCACGCCGGGUGACAUUAAAUACGGGCCGAGGACGGACGCAAGUCACACGAUGGAUGGACACUUUCUGUGGUUCACCGGCCCCGGGAAGAUGCAAUUGUGGUCUUCCACUAUUCCGCAAACCAGUUCGAGUUGUGUGUUGGAAAUAGCUUUAUAUCAGAUUGAAAUGAGGGAUGGUGCUAUCAGUUUAGUCAUAAACAGAAAUAAUACAAGCUCAAUUACUACGGAGAAAGCCGGGAAUAAUCGUGAAAGAUGGGAGGAAACGUGGUUUAAUCUACGCGCACUUAGUCAGCCGUAUAAACUUUUAAUAGAAAUGUCGGCACCAUAUCCUAACUCCAGUAUUGGUGUCGACAACAUUCGUUUGUCCGAUUGUUUCACAGAAUUAACACUGGUCCCGAUAAAAUGCACGGAAAACACGUUCCGUUGCAAGAACGGUCAGUGUGUGAACAGAACACAGGUCUGCGACCUAAAAAAAGACUGCGACGACGGCGAAGACGAGAUUCCUGAAUGCGACAAAAUACCGGAGCACGCCAGAUGCAAUUUCGAAGACGGUUGGUGCGGAUGGAAGAACGUACCGGGGAAACCUUUAAAUUGGACCCUUUUUCGUGGCCCAACGCCGUCCGACAAGACUGGACCUAGUUUCGAUCAUACGUACGGCAAUGCGUCCGGAACAUACGCGUACGUAAAUAUGUACAAGCGACUUGGAUUAGGCAGUUCCAGUACUCUCGAAAGUCCGAUAUACAAUCCAACGCCGCCUUACCACAACGAUGAAAAAAGUCCUUAUUAUAAAACCUGUCAGGUACGUUUCUUCUAUCAUCAAUAUGGCACGCACAGUGGUUCCCUUGCACUGUAUUUAGUUCAAAUGAAACCUCAUCAGAAUCAUUCGGUUCAGUUAUGGCGGAUCUACGGUGAUAAAGGCAACAAAUGGCACAAUGACGCAGUUACGUUACCGGACAUAAAAUAUAGGUAUUUUUUGCAAUUCGAAGCAAACAAAGGAAUAUCCUCAACGGGUGAUGUAGCGAUCGACGACGUCUCGUUGAGCCCUGAAUGUUUUGGCAUUGGGGUUCCUCCUGAGGUCGUUCGAGAUUUCGAUUAUUACCAUCCUUUUAUAGAGUGGGAAAGGAUUCCAGAUCAGCAUGUGGAUUUUAUAAACGGAACUGUUAUCCGGCUAACAACCUGCGGUGCCAAAGGAAGGAUAGGACCCACGGUUGAGCAAUGUGCCAAGGAAUACAAUAGUACAGACAUAGAAUUAAUUGUACCACCAACGUCGCUGCGAGAUCCCUCCUUUCCUUUAAAUGGUGUUCAAAGAUGGACAGCACCUCACGGUGGAUAUUACACUUUGAUUGGAGUGGGUGCGCGUGGAGGUAAAGGAUCUAGUGGAAAGGGUGUCACGUUGGGUGCCCUUGUUCGGGGGGUGCUUUAUCUGGAAAAGGGUGCACAAUUGUAUUUCAUGGUGGGACAGGCAGGAUCGGACGCAUGUCCAAAAAAUUUAGAUCUCACAACAGAUAGUUGCCAAACUGCUGGACAAAUGUACGGCUCGUAUUUAGGAAUAACUUCCAGUGUUCGCGAUGUGAAGAACAUUAAGAUAAAAGAUGGCGGAGGUGGUGGUGGUGGGGCAACGUAUAUCUUCCAAUUGAAAAGCAAUGGAAUUCAGCACCCGAUUCUUAUCGCUGCUGGCGGAGGUGGUUUAGGUUUAGGACAAGUCUCCGAUAAUAGUCUUCAGCAUGGACGAGGGCCUGUGCCAUUUGGGAAACAACCGCUUCCCAGUCCAAUUUUGUCACCGGAUGACGGCGCAGGUCGCCCUGGCGGCGGGUGGAAUGGAUCUUUAAACAGCAAUAAGGGUGAGCGACCUACCGCCGGAGCGCCUUUGAUUCACGGCGGUGUCGGAGGAAUUGGUUGCGCACCGGGCAAUCACAGCCACGGCAAUGGCGGAUUCGGCGGCGGAGGUGGCGGAUGUCUCACAGGAGGCGGGGGUGGUGGUUACAUAGGAGGUCACAUGGGUCACGAAGUAUCCGGGAACGGUGAGGGUGGUUAUUCGUACGCCAGCCGUGAACUUACGCACGUGCAUUACCAGGUAGAAGUAAAUCAUAAAUCCGGUGAAGUGUACAUCAUUCCCGCUAUCAGUGGUUGUGGCUGCGAUUUCCGUUGCAUCGCCCUGGACCCGCAUCUCAGCUUGACAGAAUGCAUAUGCCCACCUGGAUGGUUACUGAGUAAUGACUCGAUACACUGCGUCGUGGCCGACGACUCGAAAGUCACGCAUCAGACGUUCAUGAUUCUGCUGAUCACUGUAAGCAUCGUCCUAUUGGUGGCUUUCACCGCCCUCUGCCUACUUCUUUAUAAUCGUUAUCAAAGUCGCAAGGCGCUUUUACGUCGACGACAAGUCAUGUUCGGCAAUGGUACAGAGUUAACGUCGUUACGCGCAGUCACUGACACCAUGAUGACAGAGUUCAACCCUAACUAUGAAUUCGCUGGGAAUCUAUACAGCUUUAAGGAUUUGCCGCAAAUACCUCGCGACUACAUCCACUUAGUGAAACCCCUGGGUCAAGGUGCUUUCGGAGAAGUAUUCCAAGGCGUCUACAGAUACCGCCGUAACGAAGAACACCCAGUCGCCGUGAAAACGAUACCCUCCUCGUCCACGUCCCAAACCGAAGCUGAUUUUAUGAUGGAGGCUUUAAUUAUGAGCAAAUUCAAUCAUCCGAAUAUCGUUCAUUUCAUCGGCGUAUCCUUUGACAAGAAUCCAAAGUACAUCGUCUUGGAACUGCUCGCUGGCGGCAACCUGAAGAAUUUCCUUCGCGAAGAAAGACCACGAGCGGAUCGGCCUACUUCGUUGACGAUGCUGGAUCUAAUAAUGUGCGGCUACAAUGUCGCGAACGGCUGCAAAUAUAUGGAAGAGGCGCGUUUUAUCCACCGUGAUAUCGCGGCCAGAAAUUGUUUGCUCACUUGCAAGGAGCCCGGUCGGAUCGUGAAAAUUGCGGACUUCGGCAUGGCCAAGGAUAUUUACAGAAGCGAUUAUUACAGGAAAGGUGGUAAGGCUAUGUUACCCAUAAAAUGGAUGCCGCCGGAGAGCUUCUUGGACGGAAUAUUCUCAACGAAGACCGAUGUUUGGGCAUUCGGCGUUUUAUUAUGGGAAAUCAUGUCCUUCGGUUACAUACCCUAUACAGGGUGCACUAAUAGAGAAACCAUGACGAUGGUAACAUUGGGAGGUCGUUUGGAAAAGCCAGCGGGAUGUCCCGAUCCCAUUUACGGUAUAAUGACGCGAUGUUGGCAUCCACGACCCGAAGACCGGCCUAGUUUUACGACUAUCGUCGAAAGAAUUGGUUAUUGUUUACAGGAUCCCGAUGUAAAGAACCACCCAAUGCCUAACUUUGAUAUAUUACCGAUUUAUCAUCAUGAAAUAACGAUCAUGAGGCCGGAUCCUGAAGCGGAGUGUAUCAAUGUACAAUCAGAACUGGAUGCGUGUGGCUACAUGCAACCCAGAAUCAUUGAUCCACGAUCAGCGAGUCAGCGUAUGGCUCAAGCUGCCGCUAGUCAUGUUCCGUCGGAUCUUAGAAACGAAAGUUCGAAUAAAACAGCGUUCACACAACCGGCCGAUCGUCCGCAAUGCCGAUUUCAUUCCAAUCUGUACGACUCUAGUACAGAUAUCUCUGAACAAACUUACGGGGGUAAUACGAGUCGCGACGGUUUCGAUGACGAGAAUGACGAUUCAGAGAGCAAAAACAAGGCUGAUAGCUCGAACCGUGAUGAGAACAGUGGACAUCGAACUUCAACGGACAUCGAAAAUAGCGGUAAGUUAGAAACCGGAGACAAUGGUAACAACCGUCCAUCGGAAACCGGGAGUUGCCGAAGUAGCACGCUCGACGUGGCCGACGUUGACAGGAGGAACGGUAACGAAAGCAUCACCACCACCGACACCAACUCUGACUCUUUGAUCGUUCCUUCUUCGGGCACUCCGCCGGACACGACGAACUCGUCACCGAAUACGCGUACCUGCUCCCCUAGCCACGUUGGCCUGAACACCACCACGACCAAUGUGAACGGAAUGCUGAAGAAAAACGCGCUGAAAGCUGCUCUCAGCUUAGACCCCAGCGCGUUGUGUCGUGGCAAGAUACCCUACGAAAAGAUCAUGUUCCCGCCGUCGCCGCAACGGUCCAGCACACCUGGCAGCAUGGAGAUCAAAAAGUUCUAUGUAUGAUGGAACUAUCGUCUCUCUGUUCUUCACACGAAGGAUCCUCUGGCCCAUCAGCUACCAAGAGCAGAGGAAUGCUCCUGCUGAGAUUUGCAUAAAGGGGAGUGACAGGACUCCCCAGCCGGCAGCGUAGCGGCACGUGCAACAAAAUCUCUCCAACGAUCCGCCACAAUAACAACAGUGUCGAUAGCAACGCGUAUCACGGAGUCCUCGUCACACAUGUGGAUACGAGACGAAGAGUACUCGCGGCGAGCGCACUCCCAAGAAACGCUCUUGUAAACAGACACCGUGAACGAACUGUAAAAUCAGUUACCAUUUUGCGCAUCCCACUUUAUUUAUACAUCGAACGUCUCAUUUCAGUCGUGAAAAACACGAAAAUUACGGUCAAAUGUUUGCAACGAACGUUACGAAAUAAGAGAGGGAGCUUAAAUUUGUGUAAUUUCGCGGUAGCCUCGAAGAAUCCUGCGAAAAUCAACUUAUAACCUCAAGAUAGGAACUUGCUCGAUGCGUUGAAACGUUUUCGAAACACCACCGAUGUUUUGAAUUUCGUUCCAUUAUUCUCGUUAUUUAUCCGCGUACGAUCUUCAUACGAGAGGGAAGAGUUUAAUUGCGUUUACUAAAUGGACGGAUGCGUUUUGUAUAUGCGUACAAUAAUCGUAGAUCGGUCUGCCGCCGCCAGACGCGUUCACAAACCCGGAUGACGCAUCCACGACACAAGGAAUUGCAAUAACCGUCCAUUAUGAAAUUCAACUAAAUCUCUUUUCUCGGCUCGUGCGUGGACAUACAUGCACAUACACACACGUACACACACAACACAUAUAUACGUAACUAAUAUGUACCUCUAUGUACACGUCGGAACACAAUGGUGUCCGAAGAAAGAAUAAAACGAAAGAGCGAAACGAAUAGAACGUAACGACACAAAAAUCUAGCAUAAAGUUCGUAACCAAUGAACUUCGUAUACAUUCCAUCGCAGUUUCACAUAAAAGAUUAUUAAUGAAAAACAAAAAAACUAUAUGUAGAUUGUAUGUAUAGCUGUUAUGAGUUUAGCGAUGUUCCUCCCGCGGAGGACAGAACGGAGGCGCACCGGGUCCUCGUCCUCUGUGAAACGUGUGCAGGUGUCAGAGUCGUCGAAGUCGCGAACCGUGUUCUAUGAAAUAUUUUUUUUAUUGGUUCCAGAGCGACUUUACUUGAUGUACG